AUGGCACCAGCUCUCCCUCGUCCUCAGAACCCUCCCGCCGACCCUCGCGAGCCCCCCUCCACCCAUGGCCUCUUUCUGGAGCCCAUGAUGGGCACGCCCCUCGCCAUCUACGUUCAGAAGGACGUCGACGACAGGGACACCAUCGUCGACCUCAUUGUGCAAAACGGAGGCACCGUUUCGCAGGGAUACAGCGGCGUUCCGUACAUCCUAGUCGAUCCGCACAAGGAGUCCGGUCAGAACCUGUAUCGCCAGUACGCCGGGAAAAAAACGAAAAUCGUCCUCGACGCCCGCUGGGUGCACGAAUGCAUCCGCUCAGGGGCCCUGCAGACUUUCCAGACCAACUGGGCAGGCUGCAAGGUCACCGGCGCAGAAGAAGUUUUGCGCAUGGCGCCACCCCUACCGCCAACUACCGAAUCGCAGCCGCCACCACAGCCUCAACCGCAACCGCAACCCACGCACACGCGUGCCCCGGUGUCGACACAGCCGCAACAACCUCCCCCGCCACCCCCACCGGCCCCCGCCCCGAUCCUCUCCCAAACCAUCCCCGGCACAGAUGUCUUCCAAGCGCAGAUCCCUCCAGGCAUGGCCCCGGUCGCACCGCCGGACAGCAUCCAGCCGGGCGAGCAGCCCUAUCCCUACCAACCGUACCCGGGCCACAUCCACGCCGCCCCGCGCACACUGCACACGCCCGCCACGGCGCCGCCGCAGUCGUGGCAAGCCGCGAACGGCAUCGCGCCGGAGCAGACCCAGGCGCACCCGCACAUCCCGCCGCAGGGCCCGCCGCAGAUGCUCCCACGCAAUGCGUAUCGCGAGCAGCAGCCGUGGGAGGGCGCAUAUCCUGCCGCGCCGCCGCCUCCGCCGCCGCCCCCGCAGUACGACUAUCGCGGUUUCCGGGAGGAGCAGGCGCAGUGGGUCGGCCCUUCGAGCGAGUAUUAUGAGACUUCGUACGACCAGGGUUAUGACCACACGUACAUCAACGAAGCGGGGCCAUCGAAUCAGGAUCCUCCUACCGAUCCGGGAGAAGGUUCAGACGCGCCACGAGGGCGCAAGCGGACGAGAGCUCAGCCUGCGCCCGCACCGCCCGCAUCUACGCUGGUGAUGAACCGCCAUAAUCCGCAGGCGCGUUCGCCGACGCCCCCGAGCCGCGUCAUCAAGAGCACGUACGGAGGUAACCUGUUCACCGCGGAUGACGUGCUGUAUCUCAAGAAGUACAUCGACUACUGCCAGGAACAAGGUUUGGUGCUCAGUCUGCGCGAGAUAUGCGAGCGAGUCGCUGUCAAGGCUCGAUCGCCUUUUGACGUCUGCAUUAGCUUCUACUCGUGGCGCCGGUAUUGCAACAAGCAUCAGAUCAAGCUCGGCGGGUACGCCAUGAGCAUGACCAGGAUGAGCGACGACGCAGACGACGCGCUCGACAACGAGCAGCGCAUCAUGGCGGGCCCCGGCCCCGGCGCCAUCUCAGCGGCGAAAGCACGCGUGAUGGCGGAAGGCCCGGUGCAGCGCACGCGCUCGCCCACGCCGCCGCGCGCCUUGUAUCGAAGCACGACCGGAAAAGGCGUCGCGUUUACGGACGAGGACGUGACGUUCCUGAUUCGUCUGCUCGAGUUCCGAAAGUCCCAAGGAAAGUUGGAUAUGGUCGCGUUCUGGAAGGAGAUGGCAACGAAGGCUCCUCACCACUCGCGGGCAUCUUGGAUGAAGUUUUACCGAAGGCACAAGCACGAGCUGAACCACACGGAGGAAGACGAGCCGCUGCCGCAGCCGCCCGAGAAGAAAAUGCGCUAUAGCCGGGCGGACGACAUUUUGCUCGCCAAGUUUUUCUACACCAAGCCCGAGGGGACCUCGGACAAGAUCUUCCAGGCGUUCGGGCGCGUCCAUCCGCAUCAUCCGUGGAAGGGGUGGCAAGAACACCACCGGAUCCACAAGGCGAAGAUCGACCACCUCAUCCAGCGCCUCUCGAACGGUGAGGUCAUCGAAGACACGGAGACCGCGGGCGAGCAAUCGUAG
Messenger RNA from Heterobasidion irregulare TC 32-1, 2001 nucleotides. RefSeq lists its product as uncharacterized. Gene Ontology annotation, biological process: actin filament polymerization. The record is from RefSeq and is a predicted model, not a curated record. Lineage: Eukaryota; Fungi; Basidiomycota; Agaricomycetes; Russulales; Bondarzewiaceae. Gene Ontology annotation, molecular function: actin binding; microtubule binding. The transcript has 11 exons. Gene Ontology annotation, cellular component: actin filament; cytoplasm. The coding region runs from base 1 to 2001 and encodes 666 amino acids.